Messenger RNA from Clarias gariepinus (North African catfish), 3115 nucleotides. RefSeq names its product ubiquitin specific peptidase 45 (gene usp45). The record is from RefSeq and is a predicted model, not a curated record. Lineage: Eukaryota; Metazoa; Chordata; Actinopteri; Siluriformes; Clariidae. Gene Ontology annotation, molecular function: zinc ion binding; cysteine-type deubiquitinase activity. The transcript is spliced from 18 exons. Bases 179 to 2548 code for a protein of 789 amino acids. Gene Ontology annotation, biological process: protein deubiquitination.
UCUUCCGUGUUGUUUGGGAAUGCCACAAACUUGUGAGAGUGAGAGGAAUGUGGGGGGGCCGCGGAAUAUCUGUCCGGGGUCGGUGGAUUAUAACAUCUGAGUUGAUCACAGCGCGGCGGGAAGAGGAGACUUUAUAGAGAUAUAACUCCGGAGACUGUGGGACAGGUGUCAGAUACAAAUGCGGCUAAAAGAUCCCUUCUCUUUAAAAUCGUCCGAGAUGACGAAGCGGUCCAACAAGCCGAAGAAACCUCGCGAGGAGGAGUCAUCCGACGAGGUCAGCGGAUUGACAUGUCAGCAUGUAAGUAAAGCAGUGGAUUUAAACGCGGUGAAGAAAGCGGUGACGGGAAGUUUGUGGUCCGUUUGCUCCGACUGCAUGAGGGAGAGAGACGUGUUCGAGGCGGAGCAGGGCGGAGCCCACGACAUCCUGGUGUGUCUCAAGUGUGGCUUCCAGGGAUGCAGUCAGUCAGAGAGGCAGCACUCAGUAAAACACCAGCAGGCUCAUCACUCGGACUCACACUGCAUCAGCAUCAGCCUCAGCACCUGGAAGACCUGGUGUUUCGAGUGUAAUGAGGAACUCUCCACACACUGCAAUAAGAAAGCUCUGGCUCAAACACUCGACUUCCUGCAGAAACACUCGGCCAAGUCAGCCUCAGGAUCAAUGUCAAAGAUCAUCAAGCUGAUCGAGGAGCCUGUGGAAUUUGCGGAGCCGGCGCGAGGGAAGAGUCCGGUGAACAGCACGCUAAUACCUGUUAAAGGAAUCGUGAAUCUCGGGAACACCUGCUUCUUCAACGCGGUCAUGCAGAACCUGUCGCAGACGCACAUGCUUAAUGACCUCAUACAGGAAGUGAAGGAGAAAGGUCACAAGAUGAAGAUCUGCCCUUCUCCUGAGACCAGCCUGAGCCCACUGACUGUGACUCUGGCCGGUCCGGAGCCGCUCACAUCCGCCAUGAUGUUGUUCCUGUACAGUAUGAAGGAGGCAGGGAAAGGACCGGUGUCUCCCAAAAUCCUUUUUACUCAGCUCUGUCAGAAGGCUCCCAGGUUUAAGGGUUAUCAGCAGCAGGACAGUCAGGAGCUCCUACACUACCUGUUGGACUCGGUCAGGAUGGAGGAGAACAAGAGAAUUAAAGCGUCCAUCCUGAAAGCCUUUAAUAAUCCCACUGAGAAAACAGCUGAUGAGGAGACCAAGCGCCAGGUUAAAGCGUACGGUAAAGAGGGCGUGAAGUUGAACUUUGUUGAUCGCAUCUUUGUUGGCGAGUUGACGAACACCAUCAUGUGUGAGGAGUGUGAACAUAUUUCGACAGUGAAGGAGGCGUUUAUCGACAUCUCUCUGCCCAUCAUCGAGGAGCGAACCUCCAAACCCUCAAACCCGGGUCGUCUGAGUAAACCGUCCCGAGACCAGGAGUCCCCGAGCGGUCACACUGACGAGCUGUCUCACUCUCUCGCCGCCCGGACAGUGAAGAAGCCGAGCGCUCAGAAGGCCCAGGGUCGGAGGUCAUUGACUUGUCAUGACACCAGAGGAACAGACGAAUCCGUGUCCACCCUGCGAGACGACUCCGCGUGUUCGGGUGUGCAGCGUUGCCACGGCGACACGGCAGGCAGCCAAUCAGACGGCAGCGAUAAAGACUCGUCUCCUCAGGACAGCAGCAACGACGCGGACAGCGAGGCGUCCGAGUCCGAGUGCUCGCUGAGGGUCUCCAGUUCCUCCAAUAAAGCCUCGUCUUCAUCCCCCUCCCUCAACCCCGCCCCGCCUAUAACAAGUCCCGCCCCUCUUGUGCGGGAGCAGACAGGACGUGCGGUGGAGCAGCUAGUGAGUGCGGUGUCCAAGUUAGGGUUAGUGCCCACGCCACUGGACGGGCUCUCACUCAGCCUCGGAGUGGACGAGCGAGACAGGGAGAGAGAGAGAGACAGGGAGAGAGACCACCAGGGGGCGUUCCAGGCGCUGUCUCACAGCUACACCCCGGCGUCUAAAGAGUGCUCGGUCCAGUCCUGUCUCCAUCAGUUCACCUCCGUCGAACUGCUGAUGGGAAACAACAAGCUGCUGUGUGAGAAGUGUACAGAGAGACGGCACAAACAACACAGGAGGAGUGGAGAUAAGAAAGCAGAGAAGGUGUACACGAGCGCUCGCAAACAAAUGCUGAUCUCAGCACUGCCACCAGUCGUCACACUGCACCUCAAACGCUUCCACCAGGCCGGGAUGAAUUUACGGAAGGUGAAUCGACACGUCGAUUUCCCGCUGGUUCUGGAUUUAGCUCCGUUCUGCUCCGCCUCCUGCAAGAACCUGGGUUCUGGAGAGCGGGUUCUCUACAGUCUGUAUGGUAUUGUGGAACACAGCGGCUCGAUGCGCGGAGGCCAUUACACAGCGUACGUCAAAGUGCGAACACCACAGCGCAAGUGUGAACAGCGCAAGAGUCAAUCUGGUUGCAGAGAGCCUGUGACUCCGCCCCCGGGUCAGUGGGUGUACGUGAGCGACACCAGCGUCCAGACGGUUCCUGAAUCUCGAGUACUGAACUCUCAAGCCUACCUGCUCUUCUACGAGGAGCUCCUCUAGGGGGCGCUAUUACUUAUGGAACUUUUCUGUUCUGACAUCACUGAUGUUCUUUUACGGAUGCAAUCAUAUGAUCAAUCAACUCUAACACACACACACACACACACACACACACACACACAGCCUGCAGUUUGAAAAAAGCCUGAUCUGAACUGCGCUCAUAUUAACAUGAUGAUGAUGAUGAUGAUCAUGAUGAAGAAUUGUAUGACAGAAGAUGAAAGAAUUUGCAUGACAGCGGGUGACGGGGCUCGUUAACGAGACGCUGUAACGAGUAGUAACUAUUCUAAAAUGUAGGAUUAUUUAUAUUUUACAGAUAAUGUUUGAUUUCGUUGCGUGUUAAAGAGAGUUCCUGUGUGAUUCAUACCAAAGAGCGUGGAACACAGCGGGCCAUGGAACCACGGAACCACGGUUCCACUCUGCCCGACACAAUACAGCACCACAAUCAGCACACGCACACGUUGUUGUUAAUAUUAUUAUUAUUAUGAGAAUACUAAAGAUUGACAAAGCUAACAGUCUGAACAAACAAAUGUUUAUCUCACACUCCAGAGGAAAUAAAAAUCUCAUUCUGUG